UUGUUGUUCGACACAUUUAUAAGCCAUUUUUUUGUUGUUGUUAACGUUUUCUUUUACUUAUAUACAAAGUUGACAUUUACAAAAAAAAUUGUUCGCUUUAUAUAGCAUAUAAUACAACUUGUGACUCUAGUCGAUAAUUAAUAAAAAACGUUAUAAUAAUAGAAAAUCACAACUUGUGACUUUUGUCAAUAAUUAGCACGCUAAUUAAUAAUGACACACAACAACAUCUUUUAAAAACUCUAAAACUAAAUAUUUGCAAAAUUGCAUCUAAGCAAUAAAUGAAGAAAGUAUCCAACGAUUAAUAGAGAAAAUGUAUGAAAUAUUAUCAAGGAGCUGUAUGCAGUGAGUUAUAUGGGGAGGGAAGUUUGUUUUCUUUAGAAAAAAGAAUUCACUCCAGUAAGCAAUGAGAUUCAUGAUUUUCUAAUAAAAGUAGCUUUUUUAAAUUUAGCUGUUGCAGUUAACUAAGUGUUGAAGCACAUAAGGAAACAAUUCUGACAUCAUCCAACGCAAUAAAUAGCAAUAUAAAGUAUCAAAAAAAACUAUCAAAAUUGGCGUUUUACAUGUAGAGAGUAUUGCUGAUUGUUAAAUUGUAUGGGCUAAAAUGGAUCAGUAUUAUCGGACCUGGUCAAUGAAAAACGAAUUUGAUUGUUUAGACAUUGAAAGACUUCCUCAAGAUGUCAUAAUAAUACUUUCUAAUGAGUUACCUAAAGAUUGGCAAAAGCUUGCUCGUUACUUAAAUAUUAGUGAUGCUGCAAUUGAUUGUGUUGCAGAGGAGUUCUCAACUGCCAGAGAGCAAUCUUUUCAAAUAUUCAAAGAUUGGUGUAGAAAUAACCCUUAUAAACAAUGGUGUCAUAUAAAGUUGGGAUUGAGUUUUUGUGAAAGAAAAGAUGUAAUUAUUGCUUGUGAAAGAAAAUUAACUGUGCAUUCAAUAUUUGGUGUCCAGCCUUCUUCAAAAAAGUUCUUUCCUCGUGAUAAUGACCUUCAUCAAAUGCGCCAAUAUUUUCUUGAAUCCAGCAUCACAAGAAAAUUAACUUUAGUAAUAUAUGGAAUGUCUGGUGUUGGAAAAACACAACUUGCCAGAAAGUAUUGUGAAACUUAUCAUAGCUUUUAUGAAAACUACGUUUGGAUAGAUGCAGCAUUUGGAAAGUUACAAAGUUCCAUCAAUGAUCUUUAUAAUAGGUUAGGGUUUAUGAAAAAUUUAAAAGGUGAUGAAUUAUCUAUAAACGUAAUGGUUGAAAAAGUUCACAGUUAUUAUAAGAAAGAAAAGACUUUGUAUAUUUUUGAUAAUGUAGACAAUGAAACAGUUAAAAAUUUAGAAAAAUACAUUUCAAAGGAACCAAACUCAUUUACAUUGAUAACUUCACAAUGGAGAACAUGGUCGGACAAUGUGUAUCAAAUGCAAAUUAACAAUUUUUCAAAUGAAGAUGCUUUUAACUACAUGAAAAAAAACAUCGAAACAAAUGACAACGAAAAGUUAAAAGAAAUAACUAAAGAACUUGGUUUUCAUCCGUUUGCAAUCAGUCAGGCAAUAUCAUAUAUAAACAAUAACUCCGUUUCAUUGCAAAAUUAUAUAGAUAGAUAUAGAUCACAUCCUGUAGAGUUACUUAACAAUGAUGAAUUUCCAACUGAAGAAGAGUCAACAUCUACCUUGAAUGCUAUAAAUUUGGUAUUAUUAAAUUUAGAAAAAAAAAACCAUAUAGCGUUAAAUUUAUUAAACUGUUUAUCCCAUUGUGAUGGUCAAAGUAUCAGCAAACAUUUUGUAAUAAAAAUUUCAAAAGUUAUGGAUAUAAAUGAAGAAUAUAUAAUAGGUAAUGCUUUGAGAUUGCUUGUCAGUUAUUCCUUAUUAGAUCAAGUUAGCAAAAACAAAUAUACAAUGCAUGAUCUGACACAGUUAACAUGUAAAUAUUUUCAAAGUAAAAAAUGCAGUUUAGAAAUAUUCAAAGAUUAUAUUAUAAAAUAUUUUAUUUCAAAGUUAAAAGAUGUUAAAGAACAUGUUAAUUAUGGAAGUCAUUUUGUUUCUCAUUUUCUUUACAUGUUUCGCACUUCCACAAAAAGAAUGUCAGAAGCCUUUCAUCGCAUAACAAACAACCUAGCAAGUUACUUAACAUGUAAAGGCUAUUUUCAAGAAACAAUAAAAAUAUUGAAUGACAUUAAAAAGUUUAAUAUAGAGAAUCAUGGAGAAAAUGAUCAAAUAACUCUUGAAACAAAAAAUAGUAUUGGAUUUUGUUUGUUCGAAAUGGGAAAAUACAAUGAAGCUUUAGAAAUUUAUUAUUCUGUUGACAAAAUUCAAACUGAAAUUUUUGGUAUAAAUCAUCUACCAACAAUGGAAACAAAAAAUAAUAUCGGAAACUGUUUGUACAAAAUGGAAAAUUAUAAUGAUGCUUUAGAUGUUUAUUAUUCUUUUAAUAAAAUAGAGUCUGAUGUUUUGGGUAUAAAUCAUCCAUCGACAAUGCGUACAAAAAACAACAUUGGACUUUGUUUAUAUGAAAUGAAGAAAUAUAAUGAAGCUUUAGAAAUUUUUUAUUCAAUUGAUAAAUUAAAAACUGAAAUUUUGGGUAUCAAUCAUCCUUCAACCCUGCGUACAAAAAAUAAUAUUGGACUAUGUUUGUAUGAAAUCGGAAAAUGUAGCGAAGCUUUAGAAAUUUAUUACUCUGUUGAUAAAACACAAACUGAAAUUUUGGGAUUAAAUCAUCCAUCAACAAUGGUCACACAAAAUAAUAUUGGAAACUGUUUGUACAAAAUGGGAAAUUAUGUUGAAGCUUUAAAAAUGUAUUAUUCUUAUGAUAAAAUAGAAGCUGAACUUUUAGGAAUUCAUCAUCCUUCAACAAUAAAAACAAAAAAUAAUAUUGGACUAUGUUUAUACAAAAUAGGAAAUUAUAAGGAUGCAUUAGAAAGUUUUUACUCUGCUGAUAAAAUACAAUUUGAGAAUUUCAGAAGCAAUCGUCCUUCAACAAUGGCCACAAAAACACAUAUUGGACUCUGUUUAUACAAAAUGGGAAAGUAUAAAGAUGCUUUAGAAGUUCAUCAUUCUGUUGAUAAAAUACAAACUGAAGUUUUGGGAAUUGGCCAUCCAUUAACAAUAGAUACAAAAAUUAAUAUUGGACACUGUUUACAAGAAAUGGGAAAAUAUAAUGAAGCUUUAGAAAUGUAUUAUUCUGUUGAUAAAAUUCAAAUGGAAAUCUUAGGAUCCAACCAUUUAUCAACAAUAAAAACUAAAAAUAAUAUUGGUCUCUGUUUGUUCGAAAUGGGAAAAUAUAAUAAAGCUUUAGAAAUUCAUCAUUUUAUUGAUAAAAUUCAAACUGAGGUUUUAGAUAUCAGUCAUACAUCAAAAAUGGCUACAAAAAAUAAUAUUGGACUCUGUUUGCGUGAAAUGGGAAAAUAUAAAGAAGCUUUAGAAAUUCAUUGUUCUGUUGAUAAAAUUCAGACCAGUAUUUAUGGUAUCAAUCAUCCGUUAACAAUGAACACAAAAAAUAAAGUUGGGCUCUGUUUGUUUGAAUUAGGAAAAUUUAAAGAAGCUUUAAAAAUUUACUAUUCUUUUGAUGAAAUACAAACUGACGUUUUGGGAAUCCGCCAUCCAUCAACGAUAGAUACAAAAAACAAUAUUGGACUCUGCUUACAAGAAAUGGGAAAAUUUAAUGAAGCUUUAGAAAUGUAUUAUUCUGUUGAUAAAGAGAAUAGUGAAAGUGUUGGAAUCAAUUAUCAUCAAUCAUCGAUGAUCAAUCGUCAAUCAACAAUGAACACUAAAAGUAAUAUCGCAAACUGUUUGUGCAAAAUGGGAAAAUACAAAGAAGCUUUAGAAAUUUACAAUUUUAUUGAAAAAAUGGAAACUGAUAAUUUAGGAGUCUAUCAUCCGACCACAAUGGCUACCAAAAAUAAUAUUGGACACUGUUUAUGCGAAAUGGGAAAACAUGAAGAAGCCCUAGAGUUAUAUAAUUCUGUUGAUAAAGUACAAACUGAAGUUUUAGGAAUUGAUCAUCCGUCAAGAAUUAACACAAAAAACAAUAUCGGACAAUGUUUUUACCAAAUGGGAAACUAUACAAAAGCAUUAAAAGUUUAUUAUUAUGUUAAUAAAUUGCAAACUGAAAUUUUAGGAAUUAAUCAUCCGUCAACAAUGAACACGAGACACAAAAUUGGGUGCUGUUUUUACAAAAUGGGAAGUUAUAAAAAAGCUUUAAAAGUUUAUUCUUUCGUUGAUGAAAUAAAAACUGAAAUAUUAGGUAUUGAUCAUCCAUCAACAGUAGACACUAAAAACAAUAUUGGAUUAUGUAUGACCAAGAUGGGAAAAUAUAACGAUGCUUUUGAAAUUUAUAGUUUUGUUGUCAAAAUACGAACUGAAACUUUAGGAAUUAUUCACCCGAUAACAAUAAACACCAAAAGUCAUAUCGGACUUUGUUUGUACAAAAUGGAAAGAUAUAACGAGGCUUUAGAAAUUUACAAUUCCUAUCAAAUAUCGGCAUCUGAAAGUUUAGGAAUUAACCAUCCUGUAACAAUGGCCACAAAAAAUAGUAUCGGAUUAUGUUUGUACGAAAUAGGAAAAUAUAAAGAAGCUUUAGAAGUUUAUUAUUUUGUUGAUAAAAUACAAACUAAAGUUUUAGGAAUCGAUCAUACAUCAACAUUAAAUACAAAAAUCAAUAUAGGACUCUGUUUGUACGAUAUGGGAAAAUAUAAAAAAGCAUUACAAAUUUAUUACUCUGUUGAUAAAAUACAAACUGAAGUUUUCGGAAACAAUCAUUCAUUAACAAUGGCAACGAAGAAAAAAAUUGGACUAUGUUUUUACGAAAUGGGAAAGUAUAAAAAAGCUUUAGAAAUUUUUUAUUCUUUUAUUAAAACACAAACUGUAGUUUUAGGAAAGUGCCAUCCAUCAAUAAUAGACACGAAUCGUUACAUUGAAACAAUUUUACACUUGCAAAAACGAAGAAAAAAACGUAAAAAGGGUUGUAAUAUUACUUAGAUGAGGAAAGAUCGAUUUUUUUUAAAAAUAACUUGUUUUAAUACCAAUGUUACACAGUUUUGCAAUUUUUUUUUUUUCAUUUUUUUUUUUAUUGUUUUUUUUUUCAUAAUAUUCUAUGCUAUAGCUUGGUUUCCAAUAGUAACUAUUGGAAAAGCAGUUAGGCAUUUUGUUGUACAACAAUUGUUGCUGAAAUUGAUUUGAUUCUAUUUCCAAAACCUUUGUACAACCGACGUUAAAUUUCCAUUAUAAAAUAUUGUUGUACAACUUUGGUACGACAUUUCUACAACUAUAAUAGUUGUAGAAAUGUCGAUAAAAUAACUUUUAUGUUUCUUUAUAGAUAAUUAUGAGAAAAAAGGAAAAGCAAGUAAUAAAUGUUCCAAAUAAUGUUUUUUAUUUUUGCAACUUGGUUUUUAUUAUUUUUAUUAAAACUUUGUAACAAUGUAAUAUUUUAUUAAAGAUUAUAGCUUUUUAUA
Molecule: messenger RNA, 5424 nt
Organism: Hydra vulgaris (swiftwater hydra)
Lineage: Eukaryota; Metazoa; Cnidaria; Hydrozoa; Anthoathecata; Hydridae
Biological process (GO): signal transduction
Molecular function (GO): protein binding; ADP binding
Source: RefSeq, a predicted model, not a curated record